AUGCAUGGAGAUUGGCCCGAUCAGAUGAAGAUCAAGUUAGAAGUUCUUUGGAAUGACCAGGUGCCCAGUGUCUUAUUGAUUUCUCUAGUAGUUCAUCCACAUGCAAUCACUACGCCAGGAAAUUUCGACUUCCAAGUUGCGCAAGUGGCAGCGCUCGAAGCGACGCGGUGGACCGUAGCGGUUAGGAUCGAGGAGGGACCAUCGCGAACUGCAACGAGGAACGGUGCUAGCGAGGAUCCUCUCUCGUGGCGCUUCACGGCGUUUUGA
Molecule: messenger RNA, 267 nt
Organism: Necator americanus (New World hookworm)
Lineage: Eukaryota; Metazoa; Nematoda; Chromadorea; Rhabditida; Ancylostomatidae
Exons: 3
Coding region: 1-267 (88 amino acids)
Source: RefSeq, a predicted model, not a curated record